GUAUUCAAAUUUGGGUGGAUCGGGUCUUGGUCCAGUGAAUGAAAAUCCAUACUGCAUAUCAGAUAUUUACAUGAUGAUUCUUAACAAUAGCAAAAUUACAGUUAUGAAGUACCAACAGAAGUAAUUUUAUGGUUGGGGGUCAACACAAUAUGAUGAAGUGCAUUAAGGGGUCACAGCAUCAGGAAGGUUGAUUUAGCUGACUUUGAUCGUCUUUGCCCACAGAUCUCUAUCUUAAGGAAAAUGCGUCUCUCUAACGGCUACGGACUUCUACGGUUAGCCAUGGAUGGCAUACCAGCCCGGGAAGAUCCCCAUCUGUCCAUCAAGGAUUUGGUUUUGGAUGGAGUCCCCGUGAGGAUGUAUCAGCCGAGAAGACCCUUUGGUGGGAAAAGGAGAGGAAUCUUGUACUUUCAUGGUGGAAUCGGGCAAUUUGGAAGCGUGGCGGCCUAUGACAGACUGUGCCGGCGCAUUGCAAAGGACAGCGAUUCCAUCGUGAUCUCAGUUGAGUAUCGUUUGGCUCCUGAGAAUCCAUAUCCAACCCAGUUCUUGGACUGUCUGAAGGCCACCGUACAUUUCCUGAAGAACGUGGAAGACUAUGGAGUGGACCCUGCCUCGGUCAUAAUUUCAGGAGAUAGCAUUGGAGGCACGCUAGCUUCUGCGGUUUGCCAGGGCCUGGUGAACAGACCGGACCUCCCCAAAGUCCGCGCCCAGGUUCUGAUCUACCCCUUCCUCCAGGCCGUGGACUUCAACUUGCCCUCCUAUCAGAAGAACCGCCACAUGCCCCUCUUCAGCCAGAGACUCGUGGUGGAGUUUGGCCUUCAGUACCUUCAGAAGGAUUUGGCGUUGACGGAGGGGGCGCUGAAAGGUUUCCACGUGCCCAAGGAGAAGAAGCGGAAAUAUGGCCGAUGGCUUUGGCCGGAGAAGAGCGCCGAGGAGUUUGAAGGCGAGGACGACGCGCUGACGUGGCCGAAGGGAACGGUGGACGAGAUCUUCGAGACAACCUUUUCUCCUCUCCUCGCUGAAGAUUCCGUGAUCCGACAACUUCCCGAGGCGUAUAUCUUGACCUGUACGUCUGACGUGUUUAUGGACGAUGGGCACUUGUAUAAGAAACGGCUGGAGGACAAUGGCCGUAAAGUGACCUGGUACCAACUCGAUGAUGGCUUCCACGGAGUCCUGUAUUUCGUUGACCAUUGGCUUUUCUCCUUUUCAGGUUCUCAGAUAUGCUUAGACAGCAUAGUAGGCUUCCUAAGAAGUUUGUAAGUACCAAGUAUGAUAGCUAAUACGCACAUAUUGUAGCUGUUGGUUGAGAUCUUGGGCCGAAGAGGUGGAACAUAACUCAGAAAACCUCAGCGGGUUUCCAUGACCAAGCAGGAACUUGAUCCUUGGUCCACAUAUUGAUCCUUGGUCCACAUAGUUGUAUCCUUGGUCCAUAUAUUGAUCCUUGGUCCACAUAGUUGUAUCCUUGGUCCACAUAUUGAUCCUUGGUCCACAUAGUUGUAUCCUUGGUCCACAUAUUGAUCCUUGGUCCACAUAGUUGUAUCCUUGGUCCACAUAUUGAUCCUUGGUCCACAUAGUUGUAUCCUUGGUCCACAUAUUGAUCCUUGGUCCACAUAGUUGUAGCCCAAUGCUCAAACACUAUACCACAAUUCCCCAAAAGCAAUAGAAAGGGUGCUCUGCAAUAGCAGUAGUCCAAGACACAACGAUCAGUAGUCCAAGGUAGGAAGGUACUAAUAAUCCAUGAAGACAAGGAACAUGAAAUCCAUGAAGACAAGGAACAUGAAAUCCAUGAAGUCAGGAGCAUAAAACCACAAAUCCAUAAGUGUGAGUCAAGAACAUAGACAAUAAUUAAUCCAUAGGUAUGAAAGCAGGAACAUAGGUAACUUGGGAGAGAAUCGGCUGUUUACAGAGACAUUGCUCGGAUGUGUUACCAUUCUGUGGGAGGCUUCUCUCAUGUCCCUGCAUGGGAAGCUGGGGCUGACAGAUGGGAGCUUGCCCCAUCUCACGGAUUCAAACCACCAAUCUUCAGAUCUUCAGCACAGAGGUUUACCCCAUUGUGCAUCCUUCGCUCUUCAGAUUAAAAUACAAUAAAUACACAGAAUACACUCAAAAUAGUGUGUAACUUGCCACCUAGUGGUUGUUUUCGGCAUGAACGUGUAUACAGGAGGACCAAGGAGACCCAGAAAAGUGUACUCUUCCUCUUGAGCUUGCCAACCAAACCUGCCAGCACAACAUUAAAAAUGUUGGAAAUACUCUACACCCUGCAAUAUGAAAUAUUCAGCCAGGAUGAAAUUCUCCACGCAGAAAUAAACAAGCAUCUCAUUAAUAUGCAAAUUUGUUCCAAUCUUUAAUACAUGGUAAAAUGAUAUGCAUACCAAAGAAUUGUUUUGAAAUAAAUCUUUGUUGUGAUGAGUUAUCAGGAAAUGUUUGGCUUGUGUUAUAUACCUGGAGUCACCUAGAAAAGUUUAGGAACCCUAUAUACAUACAUACAUACAUAUGUGUGUGUGUAUACUAGGCAUGUGUGAUCGAUAAAAAAUGUUUCAAAAGUCAUUACGAAAUUUUUCUGCUUUCCCCUAUUGAGUCAGUUUCGAUUCUUAGGUUUUUGGUGCAUGUCGGAUAUCGCGUCGUAAGCACGAAUGUAAUGAAUUUUAUACGACUUACGAUGAAUAACGAAAAAUUGCACAACCCUAAUAUAUACCUUGUGCGUAUCCUUCCCAAUAUUGAAAUAUGGCUCUCGUGUCCCUGAUCCAGCACUUGCAAAUCAGGGAAGUUAUUUCCGACUCGAAUGUCCACGUAAUUUAGCAAGGGGGAAUAUAAUGUAAUUACACAUUCUUUGGGAGGCUUCUGAGGUUUACAAAAAUGCACACAAAAAGUGUUGAGUAAGUUUCGAUCCUUAAGCUUUUGGCUCAUGUCAGAUAUCGCCUUGUAAGCACGAAUUUAACGAAUUUUAUACGACAAGUUUCGAUCCUUAAGUUUUUGGUGCAUGUCGGAUAUCGCCUUGUAAGCACGAAUUUAACUAAUUUUAUACGACAAGUUUCGAUUCUUAAGCUUUUGGCACAUGUCGGAUAUUGCCUCGUAAGCACGAAUUUAACAAAUUUUAUACAACAAGUUUCGAUCCUUAAGUUUUUGGUGCAUGUCGGAUAUCGCCUCGUAAGCACGAAUUUAACUAAUUUUAUACGACAAGUUUCGAUUCUUAAGCUUUUGGCGCAUGUCGGAUAUUGCCUCGUAAGCACAAAUUUAACAAAUUUUAAACGACAAGUUUUGAUUCUUAAGCUUUUGGAGCGUGUCUGAUACCGCCUCGUAAGCAUGAAUUUAACUAAUUUUAUAUGACAAGUUUCGAUUCUUAAGCUUUUGGCGCAUGUCGGAUAUUGCCUCGUAAGCACAAAUUUAACGAAUUUUAUAUGACAUACGAAAAAUUGCACAACCCUAAUAUAUACCUUGUACGUAUCCUUCCCAACAUUGAAACAUGGCUCUCGUGUACCUUCCAAUCAACCUUCUCUUCUCCAAGCUCAGAAGGAUUCGU
Anolis carolinensis (green anole) is the source of this 3517-nucleotide messenger RNA. Its product is annotated as arylacetamide deacetylase-like 4. The record is from RefSeq and is a predicted model, not a curated record. The coding region runs from base 241 to 1257 and encodes 338 amino acids. Gene Ontology annotation, molecular function: lipase activity. NCBI's taxonomy places the organism in Eukaryota, Metazoa, Chordata, Lepidosauria, Squamata, Anolidae. The transcript is spliced from 3 exons.